AUGCACCCGCCCCCAAAACGGAGCCGAGGAGCCGGCACGCCGCCCUCUCCCUCCAUCCCGUGGGCCGCAGCCGCCGCUCUUCACCCCCGCCGCUCCUCACCCCGGCCGCCACGGCCCGGAGAGGUGCCCGAGGGGGGCGGCUUCCCGGUCCGCCUCGGGCGCGAGCUCGGCCCCGGCAUCCCCCGCCCGAAAACCCCCCCAAAAAAGAGCCCGCAGCGGGCUUCCUUUCCCCGCAGGACCGCCCCCCGGCCCGGCGCGGGGGGGGGGGGUGGCCGGCCGCACCCCGGAGCUCACCUGCCUCCCGGUGCAGGGCAGCCGGCCGGCCGCAGUCGGUGCCCGAUUCCGUCCACACGCGGCGUCUUCCGGCUCCCACCGGAAGCGGCCCGGGCGCGGGACAGGAAGUUUGGCCGCUUCCCGCGAACUCUGUGCGGGCGCUGCCCGGGGGCGGAGGGCCGGAGCCGCGGCCGUCGGGAGGGCUCCGCGCCCCCCACGCGGGGCUCGGCGGCGGCCCAGGAACUGCGGCCCCCCUCCCGCCCCCCGCCCCUCGGCCUGCCCGGGCCGCCGGCGGGUCAGCGCCCGCGGUCCGUGACGUCACCGCCCUCCUUCCUGCGGCGGGGCCCGAGGGCGGCUUCCCGCGGGCCGAGCCGUGGUCCCCGCGACCCCGCGAGGAAGCAGGGACGCCGCUGCGGCGCUGGGAGAGCUCACCGAGGACCUGCCGUCCCGCCGCGCGCGAGACAGGGGUACGGACCCGCUCACUGGCGCGCAGAGGGGCCCCGGGCGGCCUGA
Jaculus jaculus (lesser Egyptian jerboa) is the source of this 786-nucleotide messenger RNA. RefSeq names its product basic proline-rich protein-like. The record is from RefSeq and is a predicted model, not a curated record. The transcript has a single exon. The coding region runs from base 1 to 786 and encodes 261 amino acids. NCBI's taxonomy places the organism in Eukaryota, Metazoa, Chordata, Mammalia, Rodentia, Dipodidae.